This is a messenger RNA of Soboliphyme baturini, 312 nucleotides long. The record is from the annotation of a GenBank genome assembly. Lineage: Eukaryota; Metazoa; Nematoda; Enoplea; Dioctophymatida; Soboliphymatidae.
AUGCCCGUCUCCAAGCCGAGAGAGGCGACGGUGUCCCGUCUGCAGCGAGUCAAAUCAGGGCGAUUUCCUGACACUCACUCAUUCUUCACUCAAGCAUUCGGUUGUCGACUAUUCACCAUGCUGCACUCUGAUUCCUCGGAAAUAGGCACAGACAUCGUUUCGAGAACGGUUGCUCGCAGAAACGGCGCCUGCGGCAGUGGCGACGUCGACAGUGUUUUCUUCGUUGGAAGAUUAAUCCGCUCUUCACCGGCUCUUGUCCCCUACGUCGUGAGGUCCAAUUUCACUCGUACUGACGGCUCGUUCGAAAACUAA